CGGAUGGGUACAUUACGGCCCACGGAUGGGCGGGUGGAUGAACGGCUCGGGGGCACCUGCCCAAACACCACUUCAACCCCUUCCAAUCAGUGUUUGUUUGGGCAUUCGUUCGAGAAGCUAGAAGGUUUACUUCCAUCGCUUCGCCGACGUUUUUCAGGUUACUGGAAGAUAAGAUCAUGGCGGGUGGGAAUUUCAUGCACAGGGUUAUGUCUUAUCUUGUGAACGAGCUUAUCGUUAAUAGCCUUGCCAACAGUCCUGCAUUUCAGAGGUUUGCAGUGAGAACGUCAAGGAGGAUUGAGGAGGUUUCGAGUAAGGCUGCACAGAAGCAGCAAGAACUCGCUGACCGUGUGAAGGAUCUGUCUAAAGAUUUUGAGUCUUUCAAAAAUCAGUGAUUCGGUCUGAUGGACACGGUGCUGCCCCAGUUUGCAUAUGAUCUAUAUUCUUCUUCCUUCUGCGGGAAUGAUGAAAAUGAGUUUUGUAAUUUUAGGAUAAUAUCCUAAAGAAAAUCACGGCCUAAUAACCUUCUGCAAAAAUAAAUUUAUGUUUACAUUAGACAGGCAAGUAGUUGGGUAUAUUUAUCUGACUUCAGUGUUGCUGUGGAUUGAGAGGGGAGGGAACUGGGAUUUGGGCCUCCGAGAGAGAGAGAUAGUUGUCUGUGAGAACUUUUUACUUGAUUUGUACGUGCUAGGGGGGAAUUGGUUGUUGUGGGUAUGCCACACUAUUCUGGUAGAGAAAAAGGGUGUAAAUUCUGAAUGUUAUGCAGGACUUAGGCUAAGUUUGAAUGUUGAGUUGAGUUGAAUUGAGUUGAAAUGAAAGUUAAAAAUUGAAUAAAA
Messenger RNA from Carya illinoinensis, 833 nucleotides. RefSeq lists its product as uncharacterized. NCBI's taxonomy places the organism in Eukaryota, Viridiplantae, Streptophyta, Magnoliopsida, Fagales, Juglandaceae. The record is from RefSeq and is a predicted model, not a curated record. The coding region runs from base 177 to 392 and encodes 71 amino acids. The transcript has 5 exons.